Emys orbicularis (European pond turtle) is the source of this 1101-nucleotide messenger RNA. It is a transcript of the gene CATIP, whose product is annotated as ciliogenesis associated TTC17 interacting protein. Lineage: Eukaryota; Metazoa; Chordata; Testudines; Emydidae. The record is from RefSeq and is a predicted model, not a curated record. The coding region runs from base 1 to 1101 and encodes 366 amino acids. The transcript is spliced from 9 exons. Gene Ontology annotation, biological process: cilium organization; actin filament polymerization.
AUGGAUGACGCCGACUCGCCAGCGCCGGUGCAGAGGGUCCUAGCGGCCAGCGAGGGGGCCACUGAAUUCCUCUCGCUCAUCGGCGCGGAGGAGCUGAGCCCCUGUCUCUUUGCGGAGUCGCUGGUCAUGGUCUCGGAGAGCGGCCAGCCGCUCGGGCACUUCUCAAUCUCGGUGCAGCCGGCCUGCUACGAGGAGCAGGGCGGGCAGGAAGAGGACUGCUACCUGGUCCAUGCCGCCAGCCAGGGCACCAUCAACGAAGUGCCCUGCAGCUCCUCCAUCACGGCUUACAUAUCAAAGCGGCUGGAAACCCUGGAGCAGCAUCAGCAGGAAUACGUGAAGUUCAGAGCCCACCCCCUGGACAGAAAGACCCACGUAGUGAAGCGCGGAGGCAGGCUGGUUGUCACGAAAAUCAUUGAGGAAGGAGAGCAUGAGGUCCAGACCCAGAGCGUCUCCUACAACUGCGCCUCCCUGCACGGCCUCAUCUCGGAAGCUGCCAACUUGCUGGUGCUGCGGGUGCUGGCCAGGCGAAGGGCCGUGCCCCAGAACACCACCUUCCUGGCCUUCGACACCGAGGCCCACGUCUGCACCUCCACUUACACCGCCAUGGGCUUCCAGAAGCAGCUGGUGGGCAUGACGGAGGUGGAGGUGUUUGUGAUUGAGAGGGCCGUGUGCCCGGACGAGGGCAUCCCCAUGACCUGGCAGUUCUACUUCCUCUCCGACGGACAUUUGGCCCGUCGUGUCCAGGUUGGGUCCCCGGCCACCAUGCUGCUCCAGCAGCUGCCCGUUCUCAUCGAUGUAGAUGAAGUGGAGCCCCGGCCCGUCUUCGAGAAGAAGCCCCUGGACUGGGAGGAAGACGUGCAGCUUUACUCCCAGUUCCUGGACAGGAAGGAGGAGCUGCAGGCCGGCCACGCCUCCUACGCCCGGCGCCACCCGGAGCUGCGCACCCUGCUGGCCGACUUCCUGCAGCUCCUGCUGCUGCACAAGCCCGACGACGUCCUCACCUUCGCCGCCGAGUUCUUCGCCCCGUUCGCCAGGCAGCGCCCGCCGGGCAGCAGCUUCCAGGCCUCCGGCAAGCCCAGCCCCUUCCGCGGCCGUGUCUGA